AUGGCACGCUUUGCGUUGGCUCGUGCCACUCUAUUUUCUUUUAUCUGUAGCUGUUGGAAUCUUGUUCUAGCGGCACCUUCCUCUUCACCAUCAUUCACACCAAAGUCGUUCUUAUCCAUUUCACAUCCCACCCUUCCCGAGUACUUUAUUCGUCUUACUCAACCCGAUGCAGAGAUUUGUGAUCCAAGCGUAACACAAUAUAGUGGUUAUUUGGACGAGACAGCCAAAGACAAGCACUUUUUCUUUUGGUUCUUUGAAUCACGUAACAAUCCAGAAACCGAUCCAUUGGUGCUUUGGCUUAAUGGAGGUCCAGGUUGCUCAUCCAUGACAGGUUUAUUUAUGGAGCUUGGCCCUUGUCUAUUGAAUGAGGAUGGUAGUGGCACUGACUUUAACCCGUAUUCUUGGAACAACAAUGCCAGCGUCAUCUUUUUGGAUCAGCCUGUCAAUGUGGGUUACUCUUAUGGACCCGAUCAAGUGCAUGAUACGGAUUCGGCUGCAGAGGAUGUUUAUGCAUUCCUUCAACUUUUCUUUUCUGAAUUCCCAGAAUACAGCAAGCUUGACUUUCACAUUGCUGAUGCCGGACAUUAUAUCCCAGCCAUUGGAAAACGUCUUGUUCAAGAAGAUGCAAGCAACAUCCAACUCAAGUCAUUGCUCGUUGGAAAUGGAUUGGUAGAUCCUUUGAUUCAAUAUGGAUAUUAUGCACCCAUGGUAUGCGACAAGAAUGGUGCUCUUGGUUUGCUUAACGACCGAGCAUGUGAAAUGAUGAAAGACGCCUAUCCCAUGUGCAAGAAUCUCAUUUCAAUGUGCUAUGACAACCCAGCAAAUACGGAGGCGUGUGUUGCAGCAUCCGAUUUCUGUAAUAAUGCGUUACUUGAACCCUACUACUCUCAAAGUGGCCGCAGCCCUUACGACAUACGCAAAGAUUGUAGUCAAGUCGACGACUCGCUAUGUGACGACCAUCUUUCCCUCUUGCAAGAUUAUCUAAAUCGAGAUGAUAUCAAGGACGCUAUCAUUGGUGCAGCCGACGUAUCCCAACGGACAGCGACUCAAAGUAACAGCACCAUGUAUGCCAAUUGCAAUAUCCAUAUCAACUACAUGUUCCAAAGAGCAGGCGAUUGGAUGCGUCCCUAUGUGCGUGACUUGACAGCUCUCUUGGAUGAUCAUCAAUUGCGUGUGCUUGUGUAUGCUGGUGACCAAGAUUUUAUAUGCAAUUGGCUAGGAAAUAAGGCCUGGACAAUGGAGUUGGAAUGGCAUGACCAACAAGCUUGGCGUUCAGCACCCGAUCUUGAAUGGGGCAAUAAUGCGGGUCAACUACGCAAAACUCCCAGUGGUCAAUUUGCCUUUUUACGAGUCUAUGGAGCAGGUCAUAUGACCCCAGCCGAUCAACCAGAAAAUUCGCUCGAGUUUUUCAAUGCAUGGAUCCAAGAGCGCUUGAAUUAA
This is a messenger RNA of Lichtheimia ornata, 1440 nucleotides long. RefSeq lists its product as uncharacterized. The transcript is spliced from 6 exons. Lineage: Eukaryota; Fungi; Mucoromycota; Mucoromycetes; Mucorales; Lichtheimiaceae. Gene Ontology annotation, biological process: proteolysis. Gene Ontology annotation, cellular component: fungal-type vacuole. Bases 1 to 1440 code for a protein of 479 amino acids. The record is from RefSeq and is a predicted model, not a curated record. Gene Ontology annotation, molecular function: serine-type carboxypeptidase activity.